UGCUGCCGCCAGCGAGUGGGUCCUGUGGGCUUCUGACGACUCUGCUGUGGCGGAUAGUUUACAUUAUGAAUUCUCAAGAGAAGACAGAAGAGUAUCCUUUUGCAGAUAUAUUUAAUGAAGAUGAAGCUGAAUAUAACUUUUUGCUGUCUAAACCUGUUUGCUUUGUUAUAUUUGGGAAACCAGGGGUUGGGAAGACAACUUUAGCUCAUCAAAUAACACAGGCAUGGAAAUGUAUUCGUGUAGAAGUUUUACCAAUUUUGGAAGAACAGAUUGCCAGGGAAACUGAAUCAGGAGUUAUGUUGCAAUCAAUACUGCUCAGUGGUCAAAGCAUUCCAGAUGAACUUGUCAUAAAGCUAAUGUUGGAGAAGCUCAACUCCCUGGAAGUUUCUCACUUUGGUUAUAUUAUCACUGAAUUACCAUCACUUUCACAGGAUGCCAUGACUACUUUGCAGCAAAUAGAAUUAAUUAAAAAUUUAAAUUUGAAACCUGAUGUUAUAAUCAAUAUUAAGUGCCCUGACUACGACCUAUGCCAAAGAGUUUCUGGGCAAAGGCAGCACAGUAGUACCGGGUACAUAUACAGAAGAGAUCAGUGGGACCCUGAAGUCAUUGAGAAUCGUAGGAAAAAGAGGAAGGAAGCCCAAAAAGAAGGAAAAGGAGAAGAGGAAGGUGAAGAGGAGGAAGAGCAAGAAGAAGAAGAGGCAUUUAUUGCAGAAAUGCAGAUGGUGGCUGAAAUUCUUCAACAUGUAGUUCAGAGACCUGAGGAUUAUUUGGAAAAUAUUGACAACAUUGUUAAACUUUAUAAGGAAAUAAUUCUUCAUCCUUUAGAAGAAGUAAUGGCUGAACACAAUUCCCAGUAUCUCAUUGAGCUAGAUGGAAAUAAACCCCCAGAGGAGCUCUUCAUGACAGUUAUGGACCGACUUAAAUAUCUGAACCUAAAAAGAGCAGCUGUUUUGACUAAACUUCAGAGUGCAGAGGAAGAAAUUACAGACAUAAUGGAAAAUUUACUGGAUCAUGGAAGGGUCCAGAAGUUCUUCAGCAAGAGGCUCAAGUGGAAGGAGAGCUUGAGUGUACUGGCUGUAGCUGCCAGCUCUGACCUGCCUGGCUGUGUCCGAGGGCCCUCUCACAAGAUCCUCGGGGUAAUUGACUAUGCCAAGCUUGUUCAACCGCGUUUUGAUAAAGCCCUUGAAAUGUUAGUGAGAGAUACGAUAGCGGAGGCCACUGAAGCAGCAAUUAAAGCUGUGAGAGCGCAGCUCUUCAUAAAACUACAAGCUAAAAGACAAGCACAGUCAACUUCAAGAAUACUUGAAAGAGAAUUUGAAAGGAAAGAAUAUGACAAGUUCCCAUCUGAUGCAUAUAAGAGUUUAGAAGAGUCACGAUCUUCAUUUGAUGAAGAUGUGUUCACUCAUGAAUCUCAAAAAGAUCGUUUUUUAGAAGACAAUGAAGACAAAAAGAUUUCAGAAAAUGUCUUCGAUGAUCAGUCCUCUAAAACUGAUGCAUUAGAAGACUCAAUAGAAGAGGUAACUGCAGAGCAUCCAGAGGUUCUUUCUAUGAUAGAGGAGACUGUGAAAAUGACAAAGGAUAUGAACUUUGAACAGCCAUAUGAAAAACAUGCUGAAAUCUUAGGGGAAAUCAUCAAAGAGGUAGUUGAAGAAAACACAAAUAGGUUUUCUGGUGCCCCAAAAUAUGGAGGAUGGAUACUGGACAACUGCCCUGUUGUGAAAGAACUGUGGAUAGUCUUAGUCGAGAAAGGAAUUAUACCUGAUUUAGUAAUCUGUUUAUCAGAUACAGAAAACAAUGGGAAAUAUUUACUUAAUAGACUGUAUUUAGAGAAUAAGACUGAAGUUGACUCUAAGAUUUUAGAAAGAUUAUUAGAUGAACUGCAAAAGAAGAGAAAGGAGGAAGAAGCAGCAAGAAAAGCUGCUGAAGAAGCAUUGAGAAUAGAAGACCAAAGGCUAUUGGAAGCUAUGAGCAAGAAAGCAAAAGAAGUAGAAGAGGCUGAACUGGAGGCUGAAGAGGAGACUGAAGGUGAGGAGCCUGAAGUUCAGGAAGGGUCUGAGGCCCUGGAGGUAGCCGAGGACACCAAGGGAUCCUUACCUGAGGAGUCUGAAGCACCUGAGGUCCCUGAAACAGAACCUGAAUCAGUAUUUGAGCCUGCUGAGGAUACUACAGUUGGAACAGAGAUUUCAAAAGGAUCCAAAGAGGGCCUAGAGACUAAAGAGUUAUCUGAAACAGUUGUACUCCCUGAGUUUCCAGAAGAUGCUUAUCCUGAUGUCCCUGAAAUGGAGCCAAUUAAAGAGAAGAUUAAACAUUUCAACUACAUGUGGAAACAUCUGGAAGCAACAAUCAAUGAGUCUUUCGUUCAAAUUUUAAACUUGGAGGUUGCUGACAAAACUCCAGAGGAACUACUUCAAAAAGUAGUUGAGACUAUGGAAAAACCCUUCCAGUAUGUUGCAUGGGAGUUGACUAUGGAAGAUUAUGAUGAAGAAACAGAAGACUAUCAGGCAGAAGCUGAAGUUGAUGAGGAGCUAGAAGAGGAAGAGGAGGAAGAGGAAGAGAAUGAAGAUAGAAUUAAGGAGAAGAGAAGGCACUUGGGAGAUACAAAGCACUUUUGUCCAGUGUUUCUCAAAGAAAACUUCAUCCUACAACCAGGCAGCAUAGAUGAAGCAGCUAAAUAUCGAGAAAAAAUCUACUACUUUUCAAGUCCUGAAGCUAAAGAGAAGUUUCUGGAGCAUCCCGAGGAGUACGUGGCUCAUAAAGAACCAUUAAAGGCUCCUCCAGUAAGAAUAUGCCUUAUUGGCCCCCAUGGUUCUGGCAAAACCACCUGUGGAAGACAAUUAGCGGAAAAAUGGGGCAUUUUUCAUAUUCAGUUUGAAGAAUUUCUUCAAGAGAAACUAAUGCUCAAAACCGAAAAGAAAAUUGGAACUGAAUUUGAAGAAGAUUCUGAUGAAGAACAGUUUACAAAACAAGAACUUGAAGAACUUGCAAUUCAGGCCAAAGUCAAGAUUGAAGAAGAAAAUACAAGGAAGCCGCCUCCAGAUGUGCAAUUUACAGAAGAAGAAGAAGCAAUCAGAUUAAAUCUAAUGGAAAAUCAGCCAUUGCCUCCCGAAAUUCUUGAAACAAUUCUUUCUGAGUGGUGGCUUAAGGAACCAAUACGUUCCACAGGUUUUAUAUUAGAUGGUUUCCCACGAUAUCCUGAGGAGGCUCUGUUUCUGAGGGAAUGCGGAUUUUUCCCAGAUGCUGCUGUUUUUAUACAAGUUGAUGAUCAAGAUAUUUCUGAUCGACUCCUUCCUUCCCAAAUUGAAAAGUGGAAACAGAAACAAAAGAAAAAAUUAGAAAGGAAAAAACUCAUCAAAGAAUUGAAGGCAAAAAUCAAGGAUGAUAUGAUUUCUAAAAGAAGGGCUGAACUUCUAGCAGAGAAAGAAAAAAGACAUAAAGGGGAGAUUGGUAAAAAAGGUGAAGACUUCAGUGAAGAAGAGCCUGAAGAAGAUGAAGAUGAUAUUGACAACAUCCUUGAAGAUGAAUUUCCAAAAGAUGAGGAAGUGAUGAGUGAGGAAGAUGAAGAACAGGAAAUUGAUGCACUUGAGCGCCUGAGAGGUGAACUGGGAGAAAAAUUUGAAGCAGAUAUGAGUAAUUUACAAGUAAUACAGGAUGAAUUUGAGAAGCUUUUGAUCCCAGUGAUUCUCAUUAAUGGAGCUCAAAAAAUCCACAUUGUACAAUAUAAUAUGAAUAUGAAACUGAAACCACUGGUGGAGAAUCGUGAGAGCAUUUUUGAAAAAUGUUAUCCAAUAGCAUCACACCUUGCCCAGAAAAUGCUUAGCUAUACCUAUAAGUAUGUAAGCGCAUUUGGCUACUGGGACCCCGUAAAGCUAAGUGAAGGAGAGACAAUCAAACCAAUUGAAACUUCAGAGAAUCCAGUCCAUGCUGUAAUCCAUCGUCAGUAUAUUUAUUUUUUAUCUAGUAAGGAAACUAAAGAAAAAUUUAUGAAGAACCCAAUCAAAUAUAUCCGCCAACCCAAACCCAAGCCUACUGUGCCUAUUAGGAUUAUAAUUCUGGGACCUCCAAAAUCUGGGAAAACUACAGUUGCCCAAAAAAUUUCAAGUGAAUAUGGCUUAAGGCGUUUGUCAAUAGGAGAAGCUUUGCAUUACGUAUUAAACAGCCAACCAGACACAGAGCUGGCACUCAUGUUAAAUUGGCAUCUUCAUAAAGGAAUGACAGCCCCUGAUGAACUGGCUAUUCAAGCCUUAGAAAUCUGUCUGAUGGAAAGCAUAUGUAAUACUGCAGGUGUUGUCAUCGAUGGCUACCCUGUAACUAAAUAUCAAGUGAGUCUCUUGGAAGCUAGGUCAAUCAUCCCCAUGGUCAUCUUUGAGUUGGAUGUGCCUUCCAAGGAGAUUUUCAAAAGAUUGCUCCUGGAAAAAAAAAAGGAAAAAAGUUUGCCUUAUCCACUGCACAAUAGCACACAGAUUACAGCUGUCAAAAACUCAAAAUACCGUAAAAAUAUUGAUGAGAUUAGGAAAUAUUAUCAAGAACAGCAUCAGAACUGGUAUGUGAUUGAUGGAUUUCACAGCAAAUGGUGGGUGUGGAAUAAAGUCAUUAAGGAAGUUCAAAUGGUGAAUAAACAUAUGCAGAUAUACCUGGAAAGAAUAAAAGCAGGAAAAGCUGCCUGCAUAGACAAGUUAUGUAUCACACCUCAAGAACUGAUUUCUCGCCUGGGCGAAUUUGGACAGUUCUGCCCUAUCAGCCUGGCAGAAUCACAUGAACUAGUUGAUUGCUCUAUAACUGAUUCACUGGAAUUUGCAGCAGAGUUCAGAGGGCACUAUUACAAAAUGAGUUCUCAGGAAAAUCUGAACAAAUUUUUGGAGAACCCAGAAUUGUAUGUGCCUCCGUUAGCACCUCAUCCACUACCACCUGCCGACAUGAUCCCCAAAAGGCUGACACUGUCAGAGCUGAAGAGCCGAUUCCCCAAGUGCGCGGAGCUGCAGGGCUACUGUCCAGUGACCUAUCAGGAUGGAAACCACAGAUAUGAGGCCCUUGUACCUGGUAACAUUAAAUUUGCUUUAGAAUAUCGUGAUCGUAUAUAUAUUUGUGAGACUAGAGAAAAACUCGAGAAAUUUUUGAGGUUGCCAGAGAAAUACUGGAGCCAGAAGCUUCCGCACAAACUGCCCCCGUUGAAGGAGCCCAUCCAUCUCACGAGUCUUCCUUUGCCUGGAUAUCUGGAACAGGGCAUCGCAACUUCACUAAUUAAAGCAAUGAAUGCAGCAGGAUGCUUAAAGCCCAAAUUCCCGUUUUUAAGUAUAAAGAGAUCUGCACUGCUAUAUAUAGCAUUUCACCUAAAAGCCUUCAAUCCCAAAAGUUCUGAAUAUACAAGAAGGAAGUAUAAGAAGAAGUUGGAGCAGUUUAUGGAGAGAUGUGAACUCAUCACAUACCUGGGUGCCAAGAUGACCAGAAAAUACAAGGAACCUCAGUUUAGAGCCAUUGACUUUGAUCAUAAAUUACAGACCUUUCUCUCUCUUAGAAAUAUAGACCCAGUUAAUGGCUAGUUUGCUUGGGCAACUGCAACCAGGACGUCAAGAGUUUUCCGAAAGGGUUAGAAGGAAACAGGUUGAAAAUCUGGCCCUGUCUGCUGUACUUUUUCCCUUUUGAGCGAUACACUUCGGCUGCCGGCCGUCAAAUGGACUCAAAGCUCUACCGGCCCAGAAAGGGUGCCUUCUGGAAGCAUACAUCUUGACAUAAUUUAAAAAUGUAUCUCUCUUUGCACUCAUGAUUUGCAUUCAAACAU
Callorhinus ursinus (northern fur seal) is the source of this 5776-nucleotide messenger RNA. RefSeq names its product adenylate kinase 9 (gene AK9). NCBI's taxonomy places the organism in Eukaryota, Metazoa, Chordata, Mammalia, Carnivora, Otariidae. Gene Ontology annotation, molecular function: ATP binding; ATP hydrolysis activity; nucleobase-containing compound kinase activity. The record is from RefSeq and is a predicted model, not a curated record. Gene Ontology annotation, biological process: nucleobase-containing compound metabolic process.